This is a messenger RNA of Prorocentrum cordatum, 186 nucleotides long. Lineage: Eukaryota; Dinophyceae; Prorocentrales; Prorocentraceae. The record is from the annotation of a GenBank genome assembly.
GUCGUGGAGGAGAGGCUCGACGGCGACCAGGGCCUCGACCAGCCUGUGGCGUCGGCGGAGCGGGAGUUGCCACGCUUCAAGCACCUCUUCGAGGGGGGCGGGCUGUUCCCGGCGGGCAUCUUCGAGGCCGCGCUGUCGCUGGGCCAGUUUGAGAUGGUCAACGGGCGGCAGAUGCCAUUCGACCAG